CUUCUCAAUUUAGCCGGAAACAUGCUCCGCCACGUAACCGGGUUACGAGGACUCGAGUGCUUGGUCGAACUGAACUUAAGGCGUAACCUAAUCAGGACUGUGGCUGACCUUCAUUAUCUACCUCGCCUAGAAAAAGUCUUCAUGGGAUACAACGAAAUCUACAGAUACGAGGAUAUCGCGUGUCUCCAGAACUGCCUGAAACUGCGGGAAUUGUCCCUGGAGGAGAACCCCAUCAGUAGGCAGCCAAACUACUUCCACCAUGCCGUCACCAAGUUCUACAGACUCAAAAGGUUGGACGACCAAGAACUCACCAUGGACACCCGGAGACAGUCGGAGAAACAACUCCAAAAGUUCCGCGAGAAGGAACGAGCUCAAGCCACCAAAAUCAGCGAUGAGGAGAAGAGGAAUUCGGCCAUAACGAACGCCAUGAAACACUGGGAGGUCAUCAAAAAGGAUCACAGAAAACUCGUUCGCAAACCCAGCGAGAGCUCCACUAGCGCGAGUGACCAAGUGCCUUCUAAAGAAAGCGACGCAGCCGAAAAUUCAAGUGGCUUUUGUGGAGACACUAUUUCCGAUGUCGGCGAAGAAGCAGAGGAUGAUGAUGAUGAUGAGGAGGAGGAGGAGGAGGAGGAAGGAGAGGAGGAGGAGUUAGGUGUGACGAUAACAAGUGACCAAGGGUAUAUCUUGAAAGAUGGAGAAAGUAAGCAAAACAGAGAAUUGCAAGAGGAUGAUCGCGUUUCACUGAUCUCGUCCGCCACUUCCAGUGGCAUAUCUGAUGUUAGUUUAGUACAGAAAAAUUGCGAACGGAGGUUAAGCUCUGUCGAGAUGCAUUUUGCAAAGGAAAAUAUUCCCCUGAACUCUACGACGAGGUCCAUCAAACAGUGCACGAUGAAUAAUGCUCCUGGCUCAGAGACCAAAGCUAACUUACCAAGAAGUAAAUCUUAUACAGAUAUGAGAGUCCUGAGGAGAAAAAAUUCCUGUGAUAUCGACCGUCCUGUGAGACCUAAAUCAGUCCGAGGUUCAGGCUCUCACAGGUCAGAAACUGACGGUACAAAUGGAAUAGUCAAAGGCAACGAGAAGAUCAGUUUAGACUCCAGGAUAACUCUCCCGAUUAAGAACGUGCCCGUCGUCCGUCGCAGUGGAGCAAGUGGAAGGUUGGGCAGCGCCAGGGCAGGGUCGGGAGAUAAGGCAAAACCGAGAAUCAUGGUGAACAAUGAGAUAGCUAAAAGAAGCAACUCGAAGAACGCCGACUUACUGAAAAAGACCGAGUCUUUCAAGAACUCGAGUCAUCUUCCUGAUAAAGUGGUGACUGCUGCCAUCACAAGGGUCAGAUCAAAUCUAAGUCUUCCUACACAGGGACCGGAAACGCCCAUCUCACCCCGAAGUGCCAUAUCAGAACCCUCUGAGUUGGACUCCAGCUCUGAUGCAGAGUCAACUGCCACUGCCACAACCACCAACACAGCGGUCACAGCCACUAGCAACCCCGACGUUUCUAACCUUCCUACGAACCGUAGCAGUCAGCACAACCUUGCAGACUUGAAAGUGCCUCUUACACGCCCCAAGGAUCCUGAAAGGUCGAUUGUUGAGAGGGGUGACAAAUCUGUCCAAGCGAUUAAUCCGAACACUUCGGGAAUCCUGCGUGAACAGGGACCAAAUUUCCUAGCGGAACUUGAAGGAGAUCGACUGAGCCUUUACGGACAAGGAGCUUUGCGCUGCACCGACAUUUCUUGGGAGAAGUCUAUGGCCGCAGCAGCAGCUACUGCACGCUUCCAGUAUAUGAAUUUCGAGGAUAUCAUUGACAUCUUCCCAAAGCUGAGGGUGAAAUUCCCAAGGCUUGAAAAUUUCAUAUUUGUUGAAACUCAUCUAGCCAAGUGUAGCCAGUUAAAUGCUCUUGCAGAAUUGCACCAGGUCACUGCUCUGGAUGUUGGUGAAGAAGGAAAUCCCCUGACCCAAGUGCCGCACUGGAGACUCUACGCGAUUUUCAGGCUUUCUCACUGGGGUUUGCGGAUCAUCAAUGGCAGAGAGGUAACAGAAGACGAAAGGACGGACGCAGCGCUCAUGUUUUCCCCUCUAAGCCAGCUGGCGUUUACCUGCCUGCCUAAAGACCAGCUGGCUGCCUUUUUAUCCUCUCAUAACCACAAUAAUCCCGACAAUUCCCCACAACCUCCAGGUCACCAUGCCAAUGAGUCAGGUGUGGCCUGCAAGGACGAUUUAGAUGGCCCACGGCUGAACGUUCCUCACUUACAAGACCUCAUAGGAAAGGAAGCUCUUCAAUACAGACCGACCGUCAGACUAACGCAGGAAGAAAGCUCUGCCCUCAUCGCUGCAGGGAGACAGGCGCGUCAGCUGGUCGUGUGGGCGUAUUCGUCACUGGAGCGUCUCCACACCCACCACGCCACUUGGCCCUCCGUCCUUCACGACCUUGUGAGGGACGCUGUGACGGACCUCACUAAACCGACCUACGGAAAGCAGUGCCUCGAGGACAUCAAACGAAACCUUGGAUGGAAGAAGUGACGCUCUGAUGAGCUGCCACUCACGACCAGCUGAGCAAACGCAGUUUCUAAGUAGUCUCUCGAAAUAACUCAACUUGAGGGUUCUUCGAGGAGCUUAAAAUGAUUUUCUUAUUGAUUGACUAGCGUGUUAUGCAUUCCUUUAGAAAUUAUUCUUAUCGACGAUAAACUGACCAGAGAUGCGCUGCAGCCGUAAAAUAUUUGGCACUGAGAGCAUUUGUCUCUAAAUUAGUCAGCAUCACUAUGACAGAUAAUUAUUGCAACAAAAUUACAAUAAAAGGAAAUUUAGGAUCGUGCUGAGGUGACAUAGUGACCAAAAUGCUAUACAUGGUUUGUGAAAUGUGGUUACUUGAUUGUUUUGUAACUGAGAUUUUCGCAUUUCACAAUUAAAAUUAGGAUAGAGACAACUGACUGAGCAGGGUACAGGCCAUUUUCUUUUAACGCAUGCGCUAUUACGCAAGACUCAAGUCUCUUUGACACUUCCAGUACUAACACUAUGAAUCCAAAACAAUCAUUAUAUGAAGUUUUAAAAAAGCAUAUGACAAACAAUUCAUGAAACUCUUAUUCAAAAACAUCGAUUAUUUGAUAAAACGUUGUUUCCAUCCUAAAUAUCAAAGACAAGGAUUGCUUUUAUUUCCUUCGUGUCAGACGCGCUGAUGGAAUUCUCGAGAACAACAGAGUUCAUAAAUUUUUAUAGCCUUUCAAUGACAAUUCAUGCAAAAGAUACAUGACAAUAAUGAAACUUUACAUAAGUUUAUAUCGUCAUGCAGUAUAGGCCUCUAUUCUGAAUACCUAUAUAGACAUUGAUUAAGGGUGUAUAUCUACUUAGCUGAAAAACUGUUGGAUAGUCUCUCUAAAGACCAGAAAUAUCUUCAAAUUAUGAAAGCGGCCCUGAAGAACUUUUUCUAUUUACGAUUACAUGAAGGAACAUAUCACUUUGAAUAAGCAAACAUGUGCUAUUUAUCUAAUAUACAUGGCGAUACUUGUUCAGUUCUCUUUAACAGGCAAAUUGUAAACCUUCAACCGUCAAUUUUUGUGUGUGUGGGGUGGGAAGGGGGGUUUAGAAUUGAAACUCCAGCCAUCUAUUUUAUAACAUAAAUAAAUUUUAGUAUAUAAGGGCCAGAAAGGCCAUAUCUUUUCUUCUAUAAGUUUACACGUAUACUUUCGAUUUCCGUUUCAAUAACUUCAAUAAUGCAUAUGAUACUGACAACACGACCGAGUGCAAAACGAAACAAUACAAUGACCAGUAUUCGACUAUAAACUUUUAGGUCAUAACACAAAAGGUGGCAAUUCAUACUCGUUCUCUUACAAAGAGACAACGGAUGGCAGACAAUCAACAAAACUACAUGCAAUACAUAUCUCAGGAUUUGGAUGCUGUCUACCGUCAAUGUAGCUCAUGUUACAUAUUGCACAUGGACACUUAUGAGCUUAAAAAACUGUACAGGUCUUUACCUCUGAUAUUUUAUUAUAAAAUCUAUAAAAUCACUAGCUACCACUUUAUUGGAAAUUCUGCUAAAGGAUAAAUAGUUACCUUAGACGUCUUUUUUUUCAUGAAAGGUGUCAAGAGGUCCAAAUGCUAUAACAGAAAUUUGUAGUUAGUUAAUAACAAGGCCGGAGGAAUCGUAAGAAUAACAUGAGACAUGAGUCUGGAAUCUCCCCAGUUUGCCGUUACUAAAAAAAAAAAAAAAAAAAAAAAAAAAUAACGGAGAUCUGAGUGAAUACGUAAUAGUAAUGCCUAGGUUGUCGAUAGGCCUGUACUUUCACAAAUUCACCAAACGCAAACAACAUAAUUAACUCUGAUAGUUACUGAUAUUCAAAAUCCUAUGGAAAUAUAUCCACAGCAUCAAAACAUAAAGAUCUCUCUCGACUAGUUGUCUUCUCCUCAACUGAGUAAGAGGAAUUCCUACGCCUACGUCGCGCUAAGUGCAAAAUGACAUCCAACAUAACAAGCAUCUAGGACAAUCAGGAUGAUUUCGUUUUUUUCCAUUAAAAAAGAAAAGAACUUCUGUUCAACAGAGUAUCAACUAAAAAGCGAAGGACACGCCUUUCACUUCAAGAAAAAGAAAUUGUCGUAAAAUAUGAUCCUUCGUGCCACCCUCUUGAUAUCCAGAGAUGGCACAGCAUGUGAUUCUGAGAAGAUUCAAUACACAAUAUAAUGAACAUCUAAAACAUAUAGAAUAUAAUAGUUCCUAUUACUGACCAACACAGACCCAGAAAAUACACUUACGGAAAUACCUUUAGAGUCUCCGUUCAAGAGCUACAACAUAAUAUUAUUAUGUCCCGAUUGUACAACGCUCCCUAAAGCAAUAAUCUAUCCGAAUUCAACAACCGGAAGGAAACCAUGUAUGGAACGACUGAGCUGGUUAUAAUCAAUGCCGUAACACAUCACUCGCUGGUUGAAAUACAUCAGUUGUCUACAACAUCACAGGGAGGAAUCAAGGGUAUGCUAAUAUUAUCAAGUGAACAAUUAUAUCGGGCUUAAUGACCAAACUUCAUUAAGACUAUA
This is a messenger RNA of Macrobrachium nipponense, 5016 nucleotides long. Its product is annotated as leucine-rich repeat-containing protein 49-like. The record is from RefSeq and is a predicted model, not a curated record. NCBI's taxonomy places the organism in Eukaryota, Metazoa, Arthropoda, Malacostraca, Decapoda, Palaemonidae. The transcript is spliced from 8 exons. Bases 22 to 2514 code for a protein of 830 amino acids. Gene Ontology annotation, molecular function: protein binding.